Messenger RNA from Penicillium atrosanguineum, 1731 nucleotides. RefSeq names its product NAD-dependent malic enzyme. Lineage: Eukaryota; Fungi; Ascomycota; Eurotiomycetes; Eurotiales; Aspergillaceae. Gene Ontology annotation, molecular function: malate dehydrogenase (decarboxylating) (NAD+) activity; NAD binding. Gene Ontology annotation, biological process: pyruvate metabolic process; malate metabolic process. The record is from RefSeq and is a predicted model, not a curated record. Bases 1 to 1731 code for a protein of 576 amino acids. The transcript is spliced from 8 exons. Gene Ontology annotation, cellular component: mitochondrion.
AUGUCUGCGAUCAAGAACUCCAAGUUCAGCCAUUUACCGCGAAUAAUGUCUGGGCCUCUGAAAUGUUCACUCGAAGGCCCAGCUCUUCUCCACUCGUCCCGCUUCAAUAAAGGCUCGGCCUUUCCGGAGAACGAGCGAGCGAAUUUCAAGCUCCAUGGGCUACUCCCGCCUAACAUUCAAACUCUUGAUGAGCAGGUGGCGAGAGCCUACCAACAGUACAGCAGCAGGGAGAAUGACUUGGCCAAGAACACCUUUAUGGCCAGUAUGAAGGCGCAGAGUGAGGUGCUGUACUACAAGUUAUUACAAACUCAUCUAAAGGAGAUGUUCCCGAUCAUUUAUACUCCCACCGAGGGCGAUGCUAUCCAGAAUUACUCCCGGCUGUUCCGAAAGCCCGAGGGAUGCUUCCUGAACAUCAGGGAUCAGGAUUCCAUUGAUGAAUGUCUUUCUAAUUUUGGAAGUGCAGAAGAUGUGGAUUAUAUUGUUGUUAGCGAUGGAGAAGAGAUCCUGGGCAUCGGAGAUCAAGGUGUCGGUGCUAUCCUCAUCUCAGUGGCCAAGUUGGUCAUCACUACACUCUGUGCCGGCAUUCAUCCGGCACGCCAGUUGCCGGUGGUGCUCGAUUGUGGAACAGAUAAUGAGGAGCUUCUCAAUGAUGACCUUUAUUUAGGACUGCGACAGCCACGUGUGCGUGGUGAGAAAUAUGAUGAGUUUGUGGACAACUUUGUCAAGGCUGCACGGAGACGAUUCCCAACGGCCUACAUCCACUUUGAGGACUUUGGUCUUCCAAACGCAAGACGGAUUUUGGACAAGUAUCAAUCGCAAAUACCUUGCUUCAAUGACGAUAUCCAAGGUACUGGCUGUGUUACCCUAGCGGCUAUGAUGGCAGCUUUGCACGUGAGCGAUGUCAAGUUGAACGAGGUUCGCGUUGUAGUAUUUGGCUCGGGGACAGCAGGCACUGGCAUUGCAGACCAGAUUGCGGAUACCAUCGCGACAGAGACAGAUAAAUCCAAGGAAGAGGCAUCAAAGCAGAUAUGGUGUAUCGACAAGCCAGGCCUUCUUGUCAAGUCGCUCGGAGAGACUUUGACUCCAGGCCAAGUCCCCUUCGCAAGAGAUGAUAAUGAAUGGCCAGAGGGGCAGCAGGUGGAUCUGCUCUCGGUAGUGAAGCAUGUCAAGCCCCAUGUUCUUAUCGGAACAUCUACAAAGCCCAAGGCAUUCACGGAAGAUAUCAUCCGGGAGAUGGCCAAGCAUGUCGAACGCCCGAUUGUGUUCCCCCUGAGCAACCCGACACGCCUUCACGAAGCUCAACCGAAGGAUCUCUAUGAAUGGACAGACGGCCAGGCUCUCGUCGCUACUGGCAGUCCAUUCGACCCCGUGGAGUAUGGAGGCACCAAAUACGUGAUCGCUGAAUGCAACAAUUCGACUUGUUUCCCCGGUAUUGGCCUUGGGGCAGUUCUCUCACGCACUCGUCUUGUCUCAAAAAAGAUGCUCGUUGCAGCCGUCGAGGCGCUCAAAGCUCGAUCACCGGCUCUUGAAGAUCCUAAGGGGGCCCUCUUACCGGAUGUUGAGGAUGUGCGGGAGAUCAGCGUGGAUAUCGCCGCUGGAGUGAUAAAGUGUUCUGUCGAGGAAGGACUUGCGCAGGUGGAGGGGAUUCCUGGAGAUGAUGAUAAACUCAGGGAAUGGAUUCAAGCUCAGAUGUGGGAAGCUGAGUAUCGCCCUUUGGAGAAGGCAGAGUAG